This is a messenger RNA of Sebastes umbrosus (honeycomb rockfish), 5571 nucleotides long. RefSeq names its product transmembrane 9 superfamily protein member 4 (gene tm9sf4). Gene Ontology annotation, biological process: protein localization to membrane. NCBI's taxonomy places the organism in Eukaryota, Metazoa, Chordata, Actinopteri, Perciformes, Sebastidae. The transcript is spliced from 18 exons. Gene Ontology annotation, cellular component: membrane. The coding region runs from base 88 to 2022 and encodes 644 amino acids. The record is from RefSeq and is a predicted model, not a curated record.
UCUGCAUGUGGGUGUGUCACAUGAAGAGAUGGUUAGAGUUGAUGAACCUCAGCACUUCCGUGACGUCACUAAUGACACGUAUUCAAAAUGGCGGCCGCGGCUAUGGAGACGUGGUGGGCCUUACUGCUGCUGUCCUCGUUGCCUGUUGUCCGGCCCUUCUAUGUUCCGGGAGUCGCUCCCCGGGACUUCCAUGAGGGUGGCACAGUAGAUCUUAAGGCAGUGAAGCUUACCAGCUCCCGCACCCAGCUUCCUUAUGAAUACUACUCCCUGCCUUUCUGUAAGCCAGAAUCUAUUGUCUACAAGGGAGAGAACCUGGGUGAGGUAUUACGUGGGGACCGUAUUGUGAAUACCCUCUACAAUGUUGAGAUGAACAAGGAUCGGAAAUGUGAGAUGGUAUGCAACAAGAAAAAGCUCAGCAUAGAAGAGAGCAAGCUGUUUGCUGAGCGAAUCCAGGAGGAGUAUUAUGUGCACCUUAUUGCAGAUAACCUACCAGUUGCCACCAGGUUAGAGUUUUACCCCAACAGAGAGACAGCCGGGGAGGAGGAGCAGAAGAAGGACCUGGUGAAAGAUAUCCAGUUUGAACAUGGCUACAGACUGGGCUUUGUCGACAGCAACAAGUUUUAUCUGCACAACCACCUGUCAUUCAUCCUGUACUUCCACAAGGAGAAGCUGGAGCAAGGAGAAGUUCACAACUACAGGGUGGUGCGAUUUGAGGUCAUACCCCAAAGUGUAAAAGUAGAGGAUCUGAAGGCUGUGGAAAAGGACAAGACUUGCACCUUGCCUGAGGCCAGUGGCUCUGCCCCACAGGAGAUUGACCCGACCAAGGAGAACGAGGUUCUCUUCACCUACUCUGUCCGCUGGGAGGAGAGCGAGGUGAAGUGGGCGUCUCGAUGGGACACGUAUUUGACCAUGAGCGAUGUCCAGAUCCACUGGUUCUCCAUAGUCAACUCUGUGGUGGUCGUCUUCUUCCUGUCUGGUAUUCUGAGUAUGAUCAUUAUCAGGACCUUGAGGAAGGACAUUGCUAACUACAACAGAGAGGAUGACAUAGAGGACACCAUGGAAGAGUCAGGAUGGAAGAAUGUCCACGGUGAUGUCUUCAGGCCGCCUCAGUAUCCCAUGAUCCUCAGCUCUCUGCUGGGCUCAGGGAUCCAGCUCUUUUGCAUGAUCCUCAUUGUCAUCUUUGUUGCCAUGCUGGGCAUGCUGUCUCCAUCCAGCAGAGGAGCCUUGAUGACCACUUCUUGCUUCCUCUUCAUGUUCAUGGGUGUAUUUGGUGGCUACUUUGCUGGCAGACUGUACCGUACACUGAAGGGCCAUCGGUGGAGGAAAGGAGCGUUUUGUACAGCAACUUUGUAUCCUGCCGUGGUUUUUGGUAUCUGCUUCAUCCUCAACUGUUUCAUCUGGGGAGAACACUCCUCCGGCGCAGUUCCCUUCACAACAAUGCUGGCCCUGCUGUGCAUGUGGUUUGGUAUCUCCAUGCCCUUGGUCUACCUGGGCUACUACUUUGGCUUCCGCAAACAGCCCUACGAUAACCCCGUACGCACCAACCAGAUCCCUCGGCAGGUCCCAGAGCAGCGUUGGUACAUGAACAAGUUUGUAGGAAUCCUGAUGGCCGGGAUCCUGCCCUUUGGUGCCAUGUUCAUUGAGCUCUUCUUCAUCUUCAGCGCCAUCUGGGAGAAUCAGUUCUAUUACCUCUUUGGCUUCCUGUUUCUGGUCUUCAUCAUCUUGGUGGUCUCCUGCUCUCAGAUCAGCAUUGUAAUGGUUUAUUUCCAGCUCUGUGCAGAGGACUACCGGUGGUGGUGGAGAACUUUCCUGGUGUCAGGAGGCUCAGCGUUCUACGUCCUCAUUUAUGCCGUCUUCUACUUCGUCAACAAGCUGGACAUUGUGGAGUUCAUCCCCUCCCUCUUGUACUUCGGCUACACGACCCUGAUGGUCCUGUCGUUCUGGCUGCUAACGGGCACGAUUGGCUUCUACGCAGCCUACAUGUUCAUCAGGAAAAUCUAUGCUGCAGUCAAGAUCGACUGAGCGGUCACUCUCGCUGCUGUUGUCGUUGUUUUGGGUUUUUUCUUUUUUUCUUUUUUUUUUCGUCACAUUCUGUUUUUUUAAUGUAUAUAUUUUUUAUUCCUCAUGUCCAACAAGCACUGACUUGUGUGUAGAGGGAACGAGAGGGGUGCUUUUUAUGGCACAACAGCCCUGCCCACUGGCCUCAUGGGGAAGAACAGCAAGGUGGCAGAGCUAAACCAGCUGUCUCUCUCUCUCUUUCUCCCUCUCUCUCCCUCUCCCUCUCUCUUCUAUCCCCCCCUCUUCUUUCCAGGACCGAGACUCAGAGGCAAUUCUCCUCUGAUGGGACAGUUAAUGUCUCUUGCUCUUUCACCUUGCACACAGCACAGUGGGCCAAAGCUUGUCAAACAAACGGUUUCUGCACAUUUUUUGUUCUCAUUUGUUGUUAUUUGAGUCUAACUUAUCCAGGUUUUUAUUUGUGUCGUCACAGGAUUUAUCGCUGACCUAAUGUCUUUCAAUCAUCUUCUGCAAAAGCUAUUUCAUUCUGAUUUCCUUCCAUAAAUUCUGUUUUUACUCUUUCCAUUGUCUCUGUUUUCAAAACGUUACGUGGGUUUCAUUUCAGAGACUUUGGAGAUCAGGGAAGGAUUGGGGAGUCUUAACUGUGGUUAUGGUGUUGACUUUGUUGUGUUGAACUGAUAUGGGUGGAAAUAAUGCUGGGAAGUUCUACAUUGUAACAUAAGAUAGGGUAAAUUAAAUGUUCUAUUAUUUUUACUCCAGUUUCUAUGUCCUGGUGUGACCAUGUUAACCACGACUGUAAUCAAGAUACUCCUUUCUCCUUCCAAAACAAUGGGUCUCUUAUAAACGUCAAAAUAUUGGACAAUUUGCUCUAAAUGAUGCAGAACAGCUCUGAAUGGGACUAUGAACCCGAUGCCCUAAAGCAGUGGACUGUUGGGUGAAGCCACUGGAGUUUGGAUUAAAGGAAAAGCUGCAGUCAACACAAAAAAUGACAAGGAGGAGUAUCCUUUUAUAUUUGGUCUACAACACAAAUGUGUGUUUUUGAAGCUUUUUCCAGUAGAAACUUACAAAGAAGUAGAAACGUUUCCGCUCAUUAACCAUGCCGUCAGUGUAGCCUUAGCAGUGCUGGAUGCCUGCUGAACUAUGCAGUAAUGCAAAGCGAGUGCAAAAUUGCUGUUUUGUGAAGGUUAAUUCAAAGGACCAUUUUUGUUGAGAAAUGAUCAUUGCCUCAUUUCUUUAAGUUUGAAUCUAAUGUAUGAUACAUUUUGUGUAUAAUAUGAGAAAAACCAUAGCCAGCAAGAUCACAUCUGUGCGUGUUUCUACCGAUAGUGGUAGGUAUAAUUUGGACAGUGCUUGGAUGGGUUGCAGAGCAUUGAAAUGUAAUCCAGUGGUCUUAAUAGAUCUGUAUAGUAAUAAUGUAUUCUUGAAUUACAGCUCAUGUUUUUUUUUUUCCCCCUCCUUUUCACAUGUGACCACAAAAUAUGGUUAUAUUUUAUCUGUGUUUCAUCAGAUUUUAUUCAGCUAAAACCUUAAAAUUGCAUUGAGAGCAUGGCUGGAACCUGAUUAAAAGUGUUGUUUGACAAGCAACUCGAGCUAAGGGCUUCCCAGAGACAACCAAUGUAUUUUACUGUAGCUGAACUACACGGUAUAUAUUAAUCACAUUGCAUCAUAAUCAUGACAUUAAAGGAAUAGUUUGACAUUUUGUGAAAUACGCCGAAAUAACAGCUGUCUGUGCAAAGCAGCUUAUUACCUUAUUAUUUAUUAUUUACCUUGUUAUGUUACGUUUGUCGUUAGAUGGAGACCUCAAGUGGCGAUUAUGGUGGGAGUAAAGGAGGAAGUCUGACUUACUAGGACCACAAGAGGUCGACGUCUAACACGUCUAUUAUAAAGCGGGACAAAGUCUGCGUAGGGAUGAGGCCGGGUGGAUAGAUGGGUCAAACAAACACGGGACUUUCAAAAAAGAGGCCGCUGUCCGUGUCCUGUGUAAAACCAAAAGUUGUUUUAAGUUGCAUACGUAACUAUGUUAGUACGUAACCAUGUCACAUACGUAACAGAAACUAUGUUGCGUACUUAUUUUAACCAAACUACGACCUUUUCUUAAACCCAAGUAAAUAGUUCAAUUUUACAACGUGUUUAAAACUGCGACCGUUUCACAACUUUAAAUAGAACGGUCAUAUAUGUCAUUUUGGGAGUCACUGGCAAAGACUUUCUUUCCAAGAGUUAGAUAACCAGAUUGAUACUCAAAACGUGCAUUAAAUAUGAAGCUAUACGACCAGCAGCUUAGCUUAACACAUUGAUUGGAAACAGGGAUACAGCUAGCCUGUCUAUUGGCGGCAAAAACUAUCCAGGCCAGCUGUUUGCCUCGGUUUCCCGUGUUGAUGCUAAGCUAAGCUGACCGGAUGCUGCAGGUAUAGCUUCAUAUUUAGCGUACAUCUAACUGGAAGAAAACGAAUGAGCGUAUUUCCUAAAAUGAUGAAUUAUUCCUUUAAAGACAACAGGCAGAACAACAACAACGCUCUAACCCUCUUAUAUAUAGAUCUCAAUCACAGAACAGUUCUCAUUCUCUGGUGCCCUCUGACAGAUAACACAAGUCCAACAGAACAUUGGUAUAUUAUUAUGAUGUAGUUAACGGUAGACGCUUGAGGCCAGAUGCUAAUCCUAAUAGAUCAUUCUAAAGACUGAAUUCCAACAAGCAUAGGAAAUAAUUUUCAUCAAGCAUCACAAGCCCCUAAAAAUAAAAGAUUAAAGGAAACUAAACUCAUGCAGCAUGCAGAGAACUCUGAGUCCAUCACAGUCUUCGUAGUUACCAUCAAACUGGUUUUAGUGAAGAAUUGAAGUGGGAUAGGUGCAGAGAUCAACCCUGAUUCUCCAGGGGCAAAACGGUUGAAUGAACGAAUGACCCAUUCUGCUGUGCCCUCGUCUGCCUUCAUUAUAAUGUAGCCAACCCAACACUUGUUAGAUGAGCUGCUUGAAGAGAGCAAGACGGGACAAAAUUAAGUUACCGCCUGCCACUUGCUACGGGGACAUGACCGCUCAGUAAAGCCCCGGAGGUGUCCUCAAUUCAAAUGAGUGUACUCAUGUAUUGACCAUUUAUUCUUUCAUUUAUUUCCACUCCCAUCAGACGCUCGGAUACCAUCUCCUAUUUACUGUGCCGCCCUCCGCCCUCUGUAUUACGUCAAAGAGUUACUGAUCUCUGACACUUGGCUGCUGUCUUAUGUAAAGGCAGACUGACACUCCUCUCCUGCUGUUGAAGUGCACACGCCUGGGGAGAUUUUUUUACACAUAGACUUUUAAAAAGGCCGGGUCAUGCGUUGCGUUGGUAUGAUCAAGGGGUUUACAAUGUAAAUAAAAGAAAACAGCUUUGUAUUUGUUGCGUUUCGCUGUUUGUGGCGCUCUCUGUAAUGAUCCUGUCAUCGUUUUAGCCAAAAGCAUGAAGCUCAUGAUGACUCAAAAGGAAAUUGUUUCUGUUACUUUUCUCUUUGUUUCUUUUACAGAAUGUCCAAUUACAAAAAUGUACAAUGACAAAACAAUAAAAUGAUGACAAGUUGAAUAUGAAAA